AUGAUCAGAGGAGCAGAAGAAUGGGAAGUUGAAGAAAUUGUGAAGGAACAAAAAGUCGACCGAGGGAAGCAGUACUUGAUCAAAUGGACGGGAUGGCUGCAUAGCGAGAACACCUGGGAACCAUCGCAACAUCUUACCCAUGCAAAGAAGGUCCUGAGAGAUUGGCAGAGGAAACAAUCCAACCCAGACACACACAUUUGCCUCCUGCCAACGCUUGAAGCUGGACAUUGGGACUAUCUUAUCCAUUGCUACAAACCCAAAGACGAGCACCUCUCAUAUCCCCAACAACAACUCUUUGACCCUUACAAAAACGUCUUCACACCCAUUGGCCCAGUUGAUGAGGACAUCGACCCUAGAGAGGGGGUAAUGUCAUAA
Molecule: messenger RNA, 375 nt
Organism: Mycena citricolor
Lineage: Eukaryota; Fungi; Basidiomycota; Agaricomycetes; Agaricales; Mycenaceae
Source: the annotation of a GenBank genome assembly